Messenger RNA from Phytophthora sojae, 480 nucleotides. RefSeq lists its product as hypothetical. The transcript is spliced from 4 exons. The record is from RefSeq and is a predicted model, not a curated record. Gene Ontology annotation, molecular function: mechanosensitive monoatomic ion channel activity. Bases 1 to 477 code for a protein of 158 amino acids. NCBI's taxonomy places the organism in Eukaryota, Oomycota, Peronosporomycetes, Peronosporales, Peronosporaceae. Gene Ontology annotation, biological process: monoatomic ion transport; intracellular water homeostasis.
AUGCGCUGGAAUCCGUUCGCUGCACCCCCGCCACCCCCGCCGGAGAAUAUCUCGCUGCUCGAUCGACUGGCGAACCGGGAGAUCGUGACGACUCGUGCUCUCCUCACCGACUUCCAGGAGUUCAUCCAGCAGGGCAACAUGCUCAACAUGGCGGUGGGUCUCAUCCUGGGCUCGUCCAUCUCCGCCAUCCUCAACUCCUUGGUCACGGACAUUCUAGCGCCGAUCAUCAGCCUCUUCACAGCCCGGGACGCCGGCGCCGUAACCAUCAACUAUGGGCUGUUCUUUGAGAACAUCAUGAACUUCGUCAUCAACGCUCUCUUCCUCUUCUUUGCUGUGAAGAAAGCACGCGAGUUCGUGUUCAAGCUCAAGGUGGGCGUGAAGAAGCAGUGCCCGUACUGCAAGGAGUUCGUGAAGGGAGCCGCCACGAGAUGCAAGGACUGCGGCUCAGACAUCAGCACUCCGCCCAGCGCAGGAUAGACU